AAAAUAUUUCAUUUAUAAAUUACAUAUCUUACAUUUCCAUAAAUAUAAAUACAUAGAUCCGAGACAAAACGUAAUUGUUUUUAUGAUGUGUCUUAACUUCGGUGAUAUAAUUAAAGUUCACGUGCUUUUAAACGAAGUGAUGAAUUUUUAUCCGCUUUGCUUCAGCAGUUGUAAUUAAUAAAGUUCAACAAUGUUCAUUUAUUUCUUAAUAAAUCUUUGAGCGACUCAUUUCUACCCCGAGAAUUAUGAAGCGUAGUUUGGGGUGAAGAUGGAUGCAACAUUGUAGAACUGAUCUUAGUACCUUUUUUUAUGAUUUUUUACAUAGAUGCAACCUUACUAAUGAGACCUGCCUAUCCUCUUUGAAAGAUAAUUAAUUAGAAGAUCAGGCAGCAAUUCCAGAAGAGAUAUUCGUGUCCACUUUCUUACUAUAUACAAUUCGCUAUGUUUAUUCAAGCUGCGGAGGAUCCUAGUUCUAAUACUCUGAAAUAUAAUUAGUGUGCCAUCAGCUUGUUUAUCUUAGAACAAAUGUAGCCGUGCUAAUUAACGAAUAGUAUCAAGAAACCUAGGGUCUGUUUUAAAGGAAGUCGAGAAGCCGAAAAUUCACCUAUAAAUGGAUACUUGAAACUAGAUACACUCUUUCUGUUCAACCACAAUGAUCGGAAAAACGGAUAUCCUAACUCAAAGUAAUCAUGCGGACCAAAGUCUGGCCAUAUCUACAGACGUAGCACCACCAAUCCACACGUCAACGACUUUCAGAUUUCCUGAUAAUCCAGAUGAGCUAAUUCCAGUUGCUGACUUGGAGGUAAGAGUAGGCAGAUUAGUGAAGGCCUACUAAGUAGCCCUAGGAACCACAACUUGGUAGCACAGACCCAGCGCCUUUCGUCUACUCCAGAGAGUUUGCGCCAAACGCUACACGACUGGAAGCUAUCCUUUCCAGCAUCUGCAAGGGACACGCAUUAGUCUAUGCUUCAGGUUUGGCUGCAUUUCACGCUCUCCUAGUGAGGUUAAAUCCUAAGAUAUUAGCCCUGCCACUUGGGAAGGGAUAUCACGGAAUCCAUGAAGUGGCACAUGUCCACCAACGUAUCGCAGGUACGAAAAUUGUCGACUCUUUUGACACUGCAACAUGGGAUGAGGUUGGUCUCGGUAAAGGAGACGUCAUACACAUCGAGUCACCUAUCAACCCAUCUGGUGAAUCGUAUGAUAUUGCUUACUGGGCAAAUCUAGCGCAUGCACGGGGCGCAUUGCUCACAAUUGACAGCACUCUCGGGCCACCAGGUCUCCAGAAUCCAUUUGAGCAAGGCGCUGAUUUCGUUAUGCACAGCGGGACCAAGUACGUUGGAGGUCAUAGUGAUUUGCUUUGCGGAAUUUUAGUCACUCAGGCCAGUACGGAUGGCUGGAAAGUGUGGCAUCAACUCCAACAAGAAAGACUCGCUCUUGGUAAUGUUAUUGGCAAUCUUGAAAGCUGGUUGGGCGUAAGAAGCUUAAGAACGAUGGAUUUGAGAGUCAAGAGACAAUCACAAACCGCAUCAGAGCUCGUCAACUGGCUUGCUCAUGACAACAACGACUCAAAUGUCAUUCGCAAGGUUCUUGAAAAGGUGCAACAUUCCUCCCUUCAGGCAGAGGAUAAGGAGUGGUUGGAAAAGCAAAUGCCUGGUGGAUUCCCAACAAUAUUCAUUAUAUGGAUGAAGAGCGAAGCAAUCGCGAAAGCACUACCAUCGAAACUUCGCUAUUUCCAACACGCCACAAGCUUGGGAGGUGUCGAAAGUUUAAUAGAAUGGCGUACACUCAGUGAUGACCGAAUUGAUAGGAGGAUUUUGAGAAUUAGUUGUGGUAUAGAACAUGUAGAAGAUCUGAAGUCGGACUUGCUUCAAGCUUUCCAGAGUUUCCUAUAAUUUUAUAUUAAAAGCAAGAUGAAUGUGUCUAUAUUUGAUGUCAACGGUUAGGUUACGGUUAUCACUCCAUUAGGAAAAGUACAAGCGAUAGAUUUCUCUACUGAUUGCCACUGGAUUGUGAUUGCUAAUAAAAAAAAAAGGCAAAUUACUCCUGUACCAUGUUAUGCAUUACAGUGAGAAAGUGACAUAUUAAGGAAUCUUUGCGAUUUUGUACACUUAUUGCUUAUUAGAAGACCUGAUUUAUGGACAGAAGUAAAUGUAAAGAUAAAUAAAUAACUGAUGUGAUUGUUAAUAUUGUAUGUCCCGAUUUUCUAUCUUAUUCUACAAGCCCAUUUCAUUCGAACACCAUGAAGCUAGUUCAUUGUGUAAUAUUCCUGUCUGUCCUGCGUACCGUAAAAGAAGACCCUGGUACGUCCAAGUUACACAAAGAAAUU
Messenger RNA from Wallemia mellicola CBS 633.66, 2326 nucleotides. RefSeq names its product PLP-dependent transferase. The transcript has a single exon. Gene Ontology annotation, molecular function: pyridoxal phosphate binding; carbon-sulfur lyase activity. The coding region runs from base 1314 to 1892 and encodes 192 amino acids. The record is from RefSeq and is a predicted model, not a curated record. Gene Ontology annotation, biological process: transsulfuration. Lineage: Eukaryota; Fungi; Basidiomycota; Wallemiomycetes; Wallemiales; Wallemiaceae. Gene Ontology annotation, cellular component: cytoplasm.